Molecule: messenger RNA, 1788 nt
Organism: Nicotiana tabacum (common tobacco)
Lineage: Eukaryota; Viridiplantae; Streptophyta; Magnoliopsida; Solanales; Solanaceae
Source: RefSeq, a predicted model, not a curated record
AUGGCACAUGAAAAUAGGACAAUCACGUCAUCUUUCAUUGCAAGAAGAUACCUCAAAGAAAUUGGAUCAAACAGGGAUUGGAAAGUGGCUGAAUUCAGAGAUAGAGUAAGCGUUGAACUAAGAGCUCAAGUGACGUUAUCUCAAGCUAAAAGAGCUAAGAUGAAGGCUAUUGCAUUAAUUGAUGGUAACAUUAAAGAUCAGUAUAAAAUAAUGUGGGAUUAUUGCAAUGAAAUUGAUAGGACAAAUCCGGGCAGCACAGUUUGCAUGAAGUUCAUUGAUAACGAGAUCCCUAAUGAGCCACAAAGAUUUCAAAGAAUAUAUAUUUGUUUUGCUUCCUGCAAGCUUGGCUUUAGAGCGGGUUGUAGAAAAAUAGUAGGGGUGGAUGGAUGUUGGUUGAAAGGUCCAAUGUAUGGGACUCAAUUAUUAUCUGCAGUCGGCAUGGAUGGUAACAAUAACAUAUUCCCUGUUGCCUAUGCAAUUGUAGAAAAGGAAAGCAAAGACACAUGGGUUUGGUUUUUGAAUCAUUUGGCGGCUGACUUGAAUAUACAUGAGACUGGUUGGAACUUUAUGUCUGACAAACAAAAAGGACUUAUUGAAGCUUUUAAUGAAGUUUUUCCUCAUGUUAACCAUAGGUUCUGUGUAAGACACCUCCAUAAUAAUUUCAAGAGGGCUGGCUUUGGUGGCAUCACAUUAAAAAAAGCACUUUGGGCUGCUGCAAAGGCUACUACUAGGAGUAAAUUUAAUAAUUGUAUGGAAGAUAUUUUAAAGUUAGAUCCUGAUGCUGCUACUUGGUUAAAUGAUAAAGAUCCUAGCGAAUGGUCUAUGUCGCAUUUCUCUUCAGAUGCUAAGUGUGAUACCUUACUAAAUAAUAUGUGUGAAGUAUUUAAUAGCAUGAUACUUGAUGCUAGAGACAAGCCAAUUGUGACACUUUUGGAGAAAUUACGAUAUCUACUCAUGGCUAGAAUGCUAGCUAAUAGGGAGAAGGCAGAGAAAUGGAAUUUGGGCAAUGUUUGUCCGAAGAUCAAGGAUAUGUUACACAAAAAUCAGAUUGCAGCUGCUGAAUAUAUACCUAGAAAAUCUAAUUACUGGAGCUAUGAAAUUUUAGGAGCUACAGUUACAGACAAUUGGGCAGUUGACUUGCAGAAUAAAUCUUGUAGUUGCAGAAAAUGGAGUCUCACUGGAGUCCCUUGCAAGCAUGCUAUUGCGGCAAUUUGGGCUAAGAAGGAUAAUAUUCUUGACUAUGUCCAUGAUUGUUACAAGGUGGAAAUAUAUAGAAGAAUUUAUGAAAACUCAAUUCUUCCAAUGAAUGGGCCACAACUGUGGCCUAAGUCAAGUAAAGUUCCUCCUCUGCCUCCAAAGAUUGUGAGAAAUAGUAAGCGAGGAAGAAUGCAAAAGCUACGAAGAAAGGAACAAGAUGAAGUUGGAGCUAGUCGAACAAAGAUGAAACGAAAGCAAAAAUCUCUAGAUUGUAGUAUCUGUCACAAGCCUGGCCAUAACAAAAGGACUUGCAAAUAUAAUAUUGUACAAGAAGAAACUACCUCUUCAGUUCGUCCCAAACUACAUGUAACGUUAGAAGAGGAUAUGAUGAAGCGGGACAUGGAGAAGUGGAACAGGAGCAAAUGGGACAGCUGUGCUGGAAUUCUACUGUUAUUGUUGGGCUUAAGCAACUCAAUCGAGGAAGCUGAGAUUGGUGCCAUUGUUGCUGAGAUUGAGUUGGAGAAAGCAACUACAAAAGCUGCAAAAAAGGCUCCUGCAAAAGAAAUCUUGUUGUGCUUAAAUUCAUAUUAG